AUGCCACAAAGCAAGUCACUGAAGAAAGAAAGGCGUUUUAAGAGGUUAGCAUCUGGGAAGAAAAGUGUGUGCAAGCCUUGGAGUUUGACACUCGGAGAGGACACAGUGGCAGAAGACAUCAGUGUGCAUCAGCUUGAACGGUUAGUGGAGUUACUGACAUCUAAGGAGUGCGAGGACCUCCUGCUUGCCCUGUCUAACCCUGAGGAGAACAUUUUCCAGCACUUGGACCGUCUGUCGCCGGAGAACAAUCUUCUAGAAGUCAAAAGCAGAGUUAAGAGAGACACAUCUUCAGCUCCAGAUGGUGAGGCUCAGUGCCGAACGGCCCUGACAGACUGGCUGCUGCAGCACGGCGAGGAGACCUACUACGACAGGCUCUCCCGCGCCUUGCAGCACAUCGGCAGAACAGACAUCGCCAUUGAAGUGGGGAAGAACAUCAACCAGGACAAAGCCUUGGACCUGAAACGCUACGUCGAAGGCUACCACGAGUUUGUCCGCUCUCUGAACAUCCCGUCGUUGUCAUCAGACACAAAGCCCCACGGGCACGAACAGCAGAGAACCCGCACGAAAAAGGUGAGGGAUCUGAACUGGCGUGACCUGGAUCUGAUUUUGGAGCGGGCUCCUGUCCCUCCGUACCAGAAGGGGCCUCUGAGCGUGCUUCUGCCCCUUUUUCAUGGCAUUCUCCUGGGUUUUGGAGGCACCUUGCUAGCAUGCGUAACUGUAUUCUGCAUCAUUUACUACUUUUCUUAA
Menidia menidia (Atlantic silverside) is the source of this 747-nucleotide messenger RNA. The record is from the annotation of a GenBank genome assembly. NCBI's taxonomy places the organism in Eukaryota, Metazoa, Chordata, Actinopteri, Atheriniformes, Atherinopsidae.